UCAACCCAAAAAAGAAAAAAAAAUGAGGGGGUUGUUAAUGGAGACACUUGCUCUUCCCUCAUUCUUUUACUGUCUCAUUGCUUUCUCAUCAACCUUGUUGCAAUUUUGCAUUGCAGCUGACACCAUAAGUCCAGGGCAAUCAAUUAGCGGUAUCCAGACUCUAGUUUCCUCAGACCAAGUUUUUGAGCUAGGCUUCUUCUCUUCAGGCAACAACAAGAGCUGGUACUUGGGCAUAUGGUACAAGAAGACCCCACGUGUACUUGUGUGGAUAGCGAACCAGAACAGCCCAGUCACAGAUCCUUCUGCAAUUUUCACCAUCAGCGACAGUGGAACACUUGUUCUUCUCAACCAAAGCAACCACACUAUCUGGUAUUCAAAUCCAUCCAGGCCAGCACAGAUUCCAGUUGCUCAACUUUUAAGUUCUGGUAACCUUGUUCUUAUAGACAAAGUAACUUCAACCUCUGAAAGCUAUCUGUGGAAGAGCUAUGAUUACCCGAUAAACACGUGGUUACCAGGCAUGAUCAUAGGAAAGGACAUGAGCAAUGGUCUAAACCGAUUUUUGACAUCUUGCAAAGACUCAGAUAUUGCAUCUCCAGGAGACUCUACAUACAAAUUUGAUUACAAGGGGUUGCCUCAAAUAUUUAUAAAAAGGGGAACGAUGAAAAAAUUUCGCACUGGACCUUGGAAUGGAGUUCGAUUCAGCGGUCUUCCUAUGCCUAUAAAUCAAUUUUUCUUUCCCAUAUUAGCAUCCCAAAAUGACAUGGUGGGAUAUAUGUAUGAACCUAAAAACAAGUUGGUUUCUACAAGGAUAACACUGAGCGAGUCAGGCAUCCUCCAACGCUUUGUAUUGAUGGAGGGAAGCACUGAAUGGACUACCAUGGAUGCAGUACCGAAUGACAUGUGUGACAAUUAUGGGCAGUGUGGCCCUAAUAGUGUUUGCAGAAGUUACAAAGAAUCAACUUGCAAGUGUUUGGAAGGUUUCAUCCCCAAAUCACCAGAAGAAUGGAAACUGCUCAAUUCUUCAAGCGGAUGUGUAAGGAGAACCCCACUGGAAUGCCAGAGGAAAGAUGAUUUCAUGAAACUUGGGGGGGGUGAAGUUGCCUGACUU
This is a messenger RNA of Quercus lobata, 1108 nucleotides long. Its product is annotated as S-locus-specific glycoprotein S13-like. The coding region runs from base 23 to 1105 and encodes 360 amino acids. Gene Ontology annotation, biological process: recognition of pollen. The record is from RefSeq and is a predicted model, not a curated record. The transcript has a single exon. NCBI's taxonomy places the organism in Eukaryota, Viridiplantae, Streptophyta, Magnoliopsida, Fagales, Fagaceae.